UUACACCAAGUCCGCCUCGGCGCGCUCACGCUCGCCCGGUACUCUCCCGAUAUACACAUAUACCUACAACAAAUCCCCAUGAUCGGAACGUCGUGACGCCGACGCCGACGCGAUGACACCCCAAUCCGUCCCCGUGUUGCACUACACCAAGCAGCCCCUGCUCGAGCCCAACCGGUACGCGGCGGUGUUGAGCUCCUGCGGGCGACCCCGCAGGGCCGGAAGGGCCGCCAAGGACAGGAGGAUCAAGUGCGUGAUCGUGGGCGAUAAGGCCGUGGGGAAGACCUCGCUGGCCGUUUCCUACAGCAAUGACUGUUUUCCUAGUGAAUACGUGCCGACUGCCUAUGAUAAUUAUAAUGUUGAAGUGCAGGUGAACGGCAAGCCUGUCAGGGUGGAACUCUGUGAUACGACCGGAGAGGACGAACUCAACCCUCUCAGGAACCUCUGCUACCCGGGCGCCGACGUCUUCAUGCUCUGCUUCUCCGUCGUCAAACCCAGCUCGUUCAUCUCGGCGUGCACCCGCUGGGCGGACGAGCUCGCCCGCCACGCCGUCCCCGUCGUGCUGGUCGGCACCCAGGCCGAUCUGGCCUGCAACCAGGAGGCGCUGGGCCGGCUGAAGCGCUCCGGCCAGCGGCCCGUCUCGCCGGCGGAGGCGCGCGGCCUGGCCGAGCGCCUCGACGCGCCCUACGUGGAGACCUCCGCCUUGGCCUGCACCCAACUGAAGGAGGCCUUCGAUACGGCCAUAUUGGUCGCGCUGCGGCGGCAGGAGAGGACGGGGAACCGCUGGAGGCGGCUGUUCUGCUGCUUGGGGUAGCGCUGCAAGGGUUAUCGAAUUGCUUGGAAUUGUUUGGAUCGAAUUGCUGUUGGUUGGGUUAUUGUGUGUCGGAUUUAUA
This is a messenger RNA of Phyllotreta striolata, 890 nucleotides long. The record is from the annotation of a GenBank genome assembly. Lineage: Eukaryota; Metazoa; Arthropoda; Insecta; Coleoptera; Chrysomelidae.